Molecule: messenger RNA, 642 nt
Organism: Apaloderma vittatum (bar-tailed trogon)
Lineage: Eukaryota; Metazoa; Chordata; Aves; Trogoniformes; Trogonidae
Gene: DCXR
Product: dicarbonyl/L-xylulose reductase
Exons: 5
Biological process (GO): glucose metabolic process; xylulose metabolic process
Molecular function (GO): carbonyl reductase (NADPH) activity; L-xylulose reductase (NADPH) activity
Source: RefSeq, a predicted model, not a curated record
GUCUCUUGAUGUGAAUCUUCAGGCUGUGCUUCACGUUUCCCAGAUUGUGGCUCGGCAGAUGAUCACGCAGGGGGUGCCAGGGGCUAUUGUGAAUGUCUCCAGCCAGGCCUCCCAACGGGCUCUGCGGGAUCACGCUGUUUACUGUUCCACAAAAAGUGCUUUGGAUAUGCUGAGCAAGGUAAUGGCAAUGGAGCUGGGACCCCACAAGAUUAGGGUGAACACUGUGAACCCCACCGUGGUUAUGACCGACAUGGGGAGAAUUAACUGGAGUGACCCUCAGAAAUCUGCUGCUAUGAUUAAUCGGAUUCCGCUGGGGAAGUUUGCAGAGGUGGAUGAUGUGGUGAACAGCAUUCUCUUCCUCCUGAGCGAUAAGAGUGCUAUGACAACCGGCAGCUCGCUGAUGGUUGAUGGGGGAUUUCUUGUCUCCUAAGAUGAUGACACCUGCAUUUCACAUCUGGCCUUAAUUUUCAUACUAGUGCUGCAGAGCUGUAAACUGGAUAGAAAACAAUGGUACAGACCCCAUCUUGCUGGAGAAAAGGGGUCUCAGGGCUGGAAUCUGUACAAGAAGUGAGGCAGAAAAUUACCUUUAGAGCACUGCUAUAUAAUAAAGCUCACAUACGCCAUCAUGGAGAAUGUUUAUUG